Molecule: messenger RNA, 936 nt
Organism: Penicillium coprophilum
Lineage: Eukaryota; Fungi; Ascomycota; Eurotiomycetes; Eurotiales; Aspergillaceae
Exons: 1
Coding region: 1-936 (311 amino acids)
Biological process (GO): regulation of transcription by RNA polymerase II
Cellular component (GO): nucleus
Molecular function (GO): DNA-binding transcription factor activity, RNA polymerase II-specific; RNA polymerase II transcription regulatory region sequence-specific DNA binding
Source: RefSeq, a predicted model, not a curated record
AUGAAAUGGUGCGAGCCUUGCGAUCGUUCUUUUCGCAGCCAGGAGGCCCUCGACCAGCACCUACGCGACUCACCGGCACAUACUGUGGCUUUCGAUUGUGAGCCCUGCAAUCGUUCGUUUAGCAGCCAAGACGCCCUCGACCAACACCUACGCGACGCACCAGCACAUACUGUGACUUUUGACUGUGAGCCCUGUAAUCGUUCGUUUGGCAGCCAAGAUGCCCUCGACCAACACCUACGCGACGCACCAGCACAUGCUGUGACUUUUGAUUGUGAGCCCUGCAAUCGUUCGUUUAGCAGCCAAGACGCCCUCGACCAGCACCUACGCGACGCACCAGCACAUGCUGUGACUUUUGAUUGUGAGCCCUGCAAUCGUUCGUUUGGUAGCCAAGACGCCCUCGACCAGCACCUACGCGAUUCACCAGCACAUACUGUGACUUUUGACUGUGAGCCCUGCAAUCGUUCGUUUGGUAGUCAAGACGCCCUCGACCAGCACCUACGCGAUUCACCAGCACAUACUGUGACUUUUGACUGUGAGCCCUGCAAUCGUUCGUUUGGUAGUCAAGACGCCCUCGACCAACACCUACGCGAUUCACCAGCACAUGCUCAGCUGUCCAGAACUCCUCUCGAUAUAUUUUUUCAGUCCUUUGAUGGGUUUGUAUAUGAUCCCGUAUUAGCACCAAGCGAAUCGUAUUCAUCUUUACAAAGAUAUUACGGUUGGCGUAGAGGCGAAAGGGAAUCUGAUCAAGCUUGGCAACGAUUUCAAGAAGCUCUCAGUCAAGAGUUCAAGCUCUGGUUCGGAACAGAGAACGACCUUGCCGCUUGGCAUUCACUUUGCCGCGCUGUGAGGAUUAAACCCAUACCAAGCACUUGUCUUGAUUGCGAAAAGGUAGAGCUCACCGUGAUAUAUCUACGAUACAAUAUUAACCUUACCUAA